AUGAAUGAUUUCAACUCUCUUCUGCUGGAGCCCUUCGAAUCGGGGAGUUCAAGGAUUCAUUUCCAGACAUGCGCUGGAGGUGGAAAGGAUGGCUACGUUUUCAAAGUCCGCAUACGCAAGAAAGACUACGCGCUCAAGAUGUUCAGGUUCGAUCAUCCCGGGUUAAACGUAACCAAACUUAAGGGAACGCAACGAAACGCCUUCUACGAUCCUUUCUACAUCGAAUGCCGCGCGAAUGGCGCUCUUAUUCAACAAGGUCUUAACGGCCAGAUCCUCCCCUUCUGUUACGGUCGGAUCGAUGUACCUACAGCUGCGGAGAUACAAGUGGCUAAGCGAUACACGGCCUGGGAUCCUGUUGCGAGAACACCAAAACGCGAAGGAGACUGGUCUGACUUGGAGAUCAUCCUGACACCCCUGAGACGCCUGAGACAUGUUGACGCCAUAUCCUUGGAGCUGCCGUCCAAUGCCCCCGUGGAGCCCAGGAUGGACGAUUUCAGAACAUGCCUCGUCAGCUUCGGAAAUCGCAGGAAAUUGUACGGUCUGGAGGUGGCGGAUGAACAAAAAUGGAAUGAUGAAGAUCUCCAGGCAGACGAGGAUGCUCUACACGCAUGGCUCGAAGUGGCAGGAUGCAGAUGCUGCGACCAGGAUCAGUCGACGAUAGAAGCCGCUUUAUACCGGCAAAGCAAGAUGCGAGAAUAUCUCUCUAAAUUCUCGCCGUCGCGGCCUGAUUUUCUUUUGCGACUGGGACCCUGUUGA
Messenger RNA from Cladophialophora immunda, 756 nucleotides. RefSeq lists its product as uncharacterized. The record is from RefSeq and is a predicted model, not a curated record. The transcript has 3 exons. Lineage: Eukaryota; Fungi; Ascomycota; Eurotiomycetes; Chaetothyriales; Herpotrichiellaceae. The coding region runs from base 1 to 756 and encodes 251 amino acids.